AUGAUAUCAUCUAUCCCAGAAUUAUAUUCUCUUCACUUGUUUGAUUCUGAAAAUGUAGAAUGUGAAACAUUAGUUCCUCUAACAACGUCUAAAGUACGAACAUUAUCUGCAGAUACAUUAGUUGUUUUACCGCCAUGGUUCGAGAGAUUUUUAUCAAUUACAAGUUUCACAGUACUAUCUAGUGAAGUGUUUGACUUGUGCGAACUGAUGGAAUAUAUGCCGAUGUUAAAAUAUUUACAUGUUGAACAUUGUCGUUAUAUGGGUAAAUCAUAUCAGAAGCAGGCACGUUAUAAAACGUCUUGUGCUGUUCAUUUAAAACAGUUGAUUGUUGAUGACAUACAGUUUCCAUUUGUGGCAUUUCAAAAGCUUUUAGAGGCAACACCCAAUCUAAAACGUUUAACAAUAUCUGCAGGUAAUGAGGAGGAUAUGUUCGAUGCGUGUCAAUGGGAACAUUUGAUUUCAUCUUCAUUACCUCACUUAGAGAUUUUCAAAUUUCAAUUCGGAUGCGAUCGUGAAUAUUUUAAGAAUGACAUUAUAAAUAUGUUAGAACAAUUUCAAACUGAUUUUUGGCAUAAACAACAUAAUUGGUAUACAGAAUAUUUAUUAACAAAAUAUUCAAUAUUUAUUUAUACGACAUCUUAUACAUCAAAUAAGGAUCGAUUAUUAAUAUAUACCGAUGGGUAUAUUUAUAUUAAUUCAAGCACAUUUGAUAGUGUGGCAGAUUUAACAGUGCGACAACAAGAAAUAGAACAAAAAUGCCAAUCUUGUUUUAGGAAUAUAAUUUCAUUCGAAUUUAUUACUACAGAAAGCAAACAAAAUAAUCCUUUAAAAACAAAACAUAUUGAAAUUCUUAAAAAAAUGAUUAGUUUGUCUAAUUUGAAUUAUUUAAAAGUUUCAUCUAACUGUAAAAUAGAAACAUCGUCAGUAUUAUUACAAAUAUUAAAGGAAGCAUCUCAAUUAUCAUCAAUAACUAUUGAUCAAAACCAAUUAAUAUCGUUUUGUCAUGAUGAUGAAUUGUGCAAAUAUUUAAAUAAAAUGAUAAAAAAAUUAGAUUUAUAUUAUGACACAGAUCGCUCUACAUCGGCAUUCAAUAAUUAUGGUGAAUUAAGAAAGUUUUGUAAAACAUUUUCCAAUAUUGAAGAUCUUAGAUGUUACAUCGAUAAAAAAACUGAAUUUUUAUUUGUGUUAAGUCAGCUAUCAAAAUUAUCACAUGCAACAACUUUUGUGAAAACAUCAGAUAAUUGUAAAAUUGUUUUAUCUUGGGUUAAAAAUGAAUUAACGAAACUAAAUGUAAGCUAUAAUGUACACAAUUAUCGAUGGUAUACAAAUCGUCAACGAAUAUUGUCUUAUAUUCCAUUAAUAUUAUUUGAAUUAUUAUUUCCAUUAAUAUUAUUUGUAAUAAUUAUUUUUAUUUCUCAUUAUUUAUUUAAUAAUGAUGAAAAUAAUUCUUUAUUUAAUUUAAAUUCAUAUGAUAAAUGUUCUCUUAAUCCAUAUAUAAAUAAUAUAAAUACUAUAAAUAAUAAUAAUACAUUAAAUAAUGAUUUAUUUAUAAAUAAAUAUUCAACAAAAAUCAAUCUAAUUAUACGUUAUUCGAAUAAAUCAAAUGAUGAUGAUUAUUUAUAUAAUAAAAUAGUAAAUGAUAUUAUAUAUAAAUUAAAAGAAAAUAAUUCUUUAUUAUAUAAUAAAACAAAUAUUAUUCAAUGGAAUAAAUUAUCAGAAGAAUAUAAAAAAGAUGAUUAUUUAUUAAUCAAUUAUCUUAAUUCAAUUAAUAUAAUUAUUAAUAUUGAUAAAUUGACAUAUGAAUUAUUUUCAUAUUCUAUUAUUAUUAAAAUGCCACAAUAUAAUCAAUUUAAAGAAAAAUUAUUCUCGAAAAUCGAUUAUUCUUUUCUUCAUCGACAUCAACAUCCAGCUGAACAAAUUGAUUUAUUUAAAAAUUCUUAUCCUUCAUUUUUAUAUAUUAAAAUGUUUAUUGAUUCAAUAGUUGUUAAUAAAAUGUUAAAUGAAGAUAUAUCAAUAAUUGAUUCAUUAAAUUAUCGUCGAAUAAGUUGUACAUUAUAUCGUCAUCAUAAAACAAUUCCAACACGAUGGUCAUUCAUAUUUAUGGAAAUUUCAUUAUCAAUAAUAUAUCUUAGUUUUUUUCUUAUUAUAACUAAUUCAAUUAUUCAAGAAAAUAAUAAAAAAGUUAAAGAAAUUCUUAAAAUAAUUCAUAUUCAACCAUUAAUUAAUUAUUUUGCAUGGGCUUUAAGAUAUUUAAUUAUACUUUCAUUUAUUACUUUUUCUAUCACAGGUAACAUUUAUUUACAACUCGUUUUCUUAUAUUAA
Molecule: messenger RNA, 2322 nt
Organism: Rotaria sp. Silwood2
Lineage: Eukaryota; Metazoa; Rotifera; Eurotatoria; Philodinida; Philodinidae
Source: the annotation of a GenBank genome assembly